Messenger RNA from Hypanus sabinus (Atlantic stingray), 1977 nucleotides. RefSeq names its product ectonucleoside triphosphate diphosphohydrolase 3 (gene entpd3). The record is from RefSeq and is a predicted model, not a curated record. Gene Ontology annotation, biological process: nucleoside diphosphate catabolic process. Gene Ontology annotation, molecular function: UDP phosphatase activity; GDP phosphatase activity. Bases 128 to 1627 code for a protein of 499 amino acids. NCBI's taxonomy places the organism in Eukaryota, Metazoa, Chordata, Chondrichthyes, Myliobatiformes, Dasyatidae. The transcript has 10 exons. Gene Ontology annotation, cellular component: plasma membrane.
CCAGAACUCACUUAGUGAAACUACUUACCAAACUGCUCCUCUCAGCUCAGCUCUGAUCUCCGUCCUUUUCAAAACAUCUCCCUUUUCUUCAGCAGACUGUCAAAGCUUUGAAAAACCGGGAGGCUGAAUGAUGGAGCUGAAGAGACCAAUUUUAGCAGCUAUCAUAAUCCUUCUAAGCAGUGUCAUUGCUAUCAUGGUUAUUGCCGUCAUGCACUUCAAGAAUGAUACGAUCCCUGUUGGGCUGAAGUAUGGAAUUGUCUUCGACGCUGGAGCCUCGAGUACAACUGUUUAUGUUUAUUACUGGCCGGCGGAAAAGGAGAACAACACUGGUGUCGUCAGUGAAAAGUACAAAUGUAAAAUUGAAGGAUCAGCCAUUUCCGAUUUUGACUACAACCCAGCGAAGGCAGCUUCCUCAUUAGAGCAGUGCCUCAAUAAAACAAUAGAAGAGAUCCCAGCAGAGAAGCACAAUGCUACGCCACUCUAUUUUGGAGCUAGUGCAGGAAUGCGACUACUCCGAACACAGAACUCAUCUGCCUCAACCAUGAUCCUCUCUGCCAUUGAGAACUACCUCCGCUCCUCACCAUUUGAUUUUAAAGGUGCUCAAAUUAUCUCAGGGAAAGAGGAAGGGGCCUAUGGAUGGAUUUCGGCGAAUUAUUUACUGGGUAACUUCCGCCAGAGACGUAUUUGGAAACAACUAAAUCGACCUUUCACUGUAAAGACCAAAGGUACCCUGGAUCUGGGUGGAGCUUCGGCAGAAAUAGCAUUUGUCCCCAGGAUGCAUUCACGCAAGUACGAGAUUACAGAAAUCACACUGUAUAAUAACAAAUAUGAAGUCUACAUUGAAAGCCUGGGCUGUUAUGGACGAGAUGAAGCUGAGAACAUUUAUUGGGCAAAUCUCAUUCAGAAAUCUGCCAAUAAAUCAUCCAUUGAAGACCCUUGCCUUCCCUCACACUACACCAUGAUUCUGCCAAUGGAGGAAGUCCUUGCAAGUUCAUGCAUUGGAGCAAAGUUACAAGAGGACUAUGAUGCUAACAAUAAUAUCACUCUCGUUGGGACUGGAAAUCCUAUUCAGUGCCGCCACCAAUUGGUAUCAAUAUUUAACUUUAGAUCUUCCUACGUUAAAGGCAUCUGGAGAGAGCGUCUUGUUCCAAUCAAUCGACUGUUACAUGGCAAAUUUGUGGCCUUUUCUGGUUUCUCUGAUACAAUGGAAGCCUUGAACUUAACUGGAUCAUUUUCCAUAGAUGUUUUCCAUUCAACAGUCCGGUCUUUCUGUAGGAAAAACUGGAAUCAAGUCCAACAGUUGCUGCCAAAUGUGCCAGACCUGUAUCGCAAAGCAUUUUGUUUCAAUGCCUAUUACAUCUUUGUUCUACUCAUGAAAGGUUACAAGUUUAAUCCACAGACUUGGACCAAUAUUAAUUUCCAGAAACAGGUGGGAAACAACAGCAUAGGCUGGUCACUUGGUUAUAUGUUGAACCUUACCAACAUGAUCCCUGCAGAAAAUCAAGUGAGCCAAACACCAAUGAGUGAAAGUGCAUUUUGUGGACUCUUGCUUCUGUUUAUAGUUCUGGCCCUAUUCUGCUCGUUUUUCAUUUGUAUUUCUGUAAUACAAUCAAUUCCAUUCAUAUGACCAUUUGCCAAUGGGCAUCAGAGUGGGGAGAAAGAAUGACUUCUGGAUGAACUUGAAAUACCAGGAUAAGGAGAGGAAAUAUCAACACUUAUCAGUCUUGUUAUCCCCAUUACAAACAAAAUCCCUGUGGACUUUAUAUAAACGUCACAAGCAAUCUUAGUGAAUCCACCUUCCAAGAUGCUGAUGCUACAUGGAAAUGAUGCUUCAUUGAGGUACAGGAGCCUCAGGACCCACACUACUAGGUUCAGGAACAGUUCUUACCCCUCAGCCAUCAGACUAUUGAAUUGGAGGGAACUUUAGCGUUCCUGCAACCUAUGGACUCACUAUUAAAGGACUUCUCAUGUGCUUGA